AUGGCAAAUCCCACACCAACUCUCCAACAAGCCGCCGUGGUGCAAAACCCAGGAGAAAAUGCAACAAUUACUCUCCACAAUGACAUACCCGUUGCAAGUCCGGGACAAAAUGAAGUUCUCAUCAAAUUAACCUGCACCGGUCUAUGCCGCUCAGAACUCCGCGCCGUGUUAGCCUGGGGCGCAUACAACUCCAUCAUCGGCCACGAAGGAGUGGGAACCGUAGUAAAAGCCGGACCCCAAGUCUCAGAAUCCCUCCUCGGCGAACGAGUCGGCAUCAAAUGGCUCUACAGCGCAUGCAACAAAUGCUCAGUGUGCAAACGAGGUUUCCCGCACAAUUGUGCACAACAGCUCAAUACAAGUCGCCAUGUGCCGGGAACAUUGCAGCAAUAUGUUAUUGCCGAUGCGCGAUUCCUGACACUCAUCCCUGAGGGUGUUGCUGAUGAAGUUGCGGCGCCGUUACUAUGCGCUGGACUUACGAUGGUCGGCGCUUUGGCGAAACUGGAUAAUGAGCUGUUGGCUGGAGACUUUGUUGUUAUCUCUGGGUCUGGUGGUGGGCUGGGUCACAUUGGUGUGCAGAUUGCCUCGAGGAUGAAAGGGUUGCGGGUUAUUGCUGUUGAUAGUGGGGAUGAUAAGAGAGCGUUGAGCUUGGAGUCGGGCGCGGAGGUUUUCUUUGAUUACAAGACUGAAGAUGUUAUUGCUCGAGUGCGGGAGUUCACUGGAGAGGGCGCGCAUGCGAUCAUCGUCGUGCCGGGUACGAAGGAAGCGUUGAAGAUGGCACCUAACCUGGUGAGGAAUAUGGGUUUUGUUGUGAAUGUUGGCUUGCCGCCGAAUGACUUGGAUAUUCCCCUUUCGGCUACGCUUUGCACAGCAAGAGGUCUCACCUUUAUAGGGUCGUCUGUGGGCACCGAAGCUCAAUUAGCCGACUUACUGCGAGCGGCAGCUGCUGGUACGAUAUCGCCAUCGAUUGAAGUUUUUGAUUUCUCGGCUGUGCCGACUUUGAUCGAGAAACUGAGGGAGGAUGGUAUUACGGGAAGAGCAGUGGUCACAUUACCAUAG
Messenger RNA from Penicillium verrucosum, 1056 nucleotides. RefSeq names its product zinc-dependent alcohol dehydrogenase. The coding region runs from base 1 to 1056 and encodes 351 amino acids. The transcript has 3 exons. Lineage: Eukaryota; Fungi; Ascomycota; Eurotiomycetes; Eurotiales; Aspergillaceae. The record is from RefSeq and is a predicted model, not a curated record. Gene Ontology annotation, molecular function: oxidoreductase activity; zinc ion binding.